AUGCCUCCGAAAAAAAAUGCAACAGCCAAAGGGCCGUUCUUCUUUUUUAUGCUGGAGUUUAGAAAAAAAGAGGAAGCAGCCGGGUACCGUUUUACUGGCGGUAUGCCAGAAGUCACCGAACGUGCUGGACCACUCUGGGAGAAGCUCGCUCCGUAUGAACGGGAACCCUAUAAUAUCAUGGCAAAAAAAUACAGAGCACAUCCGAAGGACUUGCUCGGAGAACGUUACACUUCGCAGGGCAUUGCGUUUUCACAGGUUGAGACAGAAGCUCAAAAACAACGAGAACAUCAACAGAAAAUUCAACAACUUAUCAUGACCAUGAUACACAGUGCCGUUAAGAGUAACAAGCUGGAAGAGCUAGAAGUGUUUAUGAUUUCCUGUAAUUAUUUCUGCGCUACUUCGACAAAUGAUUACAUUCCGGCAGAACUGGCUAUGGUUAAAUACAGUUUGGCAGACGGCAUCAAGGAUCGUAUACAUAUUUUGAUUAAUCCUCAAGAGUUGCCACUUGGAUUGGCUCAUGACGCAGAAUUGCAUACCGCCGAAACUCAUCAACUUCCGUUACCACCUGACGCCGUCGGGGAAACAGAUUUCGAAGAAAUUUUGAAAGCGAUAUUUAAAUUUACUGGCACGUCGUUUACCAAAAAACAGCUUCCACGGCUGUUUACAUACAACAAAGACUUGGCCAUGGUGACCAACAUUUUAGUUGGUAUCUUAGAAGCUACUGGAGUUGAUAAUCUCGAACCUCAAAUUUGUCCACUGGUGGACUAUUUUUACUAUUUGAAACAGGCAACCGAAAGUUAUGGUUUGGAUAUAUGCACAUUUCCAUCGGUCCAUAUGGCUAAAGCUUUGUUGGAAAAAGAUGUAUACGCGUAUACUAUAGGUAUUGGGUGUGAGGUACACGAAGGACUCGGUAAUUCGAUUCAUUGCUCGCUGUCGAAAUGCGUUCGUUGGGCAUUCACAAUAUCAGAUAGUUGCUGUUUGGAUCUAGGACUCGACAUGGAACCGGGUAAGCAUCUACCCAGAAACAUGACUUUGCCAACUGAGAUAACCGAAACGGUUUCCUGUGUUUCAUCGCGCUUUAACAAAACUAUUUUGCCAUCCAACAAAACUCGGGAUGGUGCCAGCCGCCGUCCACGCAGUUCGGAACGCCAAAGUAUUGAUCAAGCGAACACAACGAUUUACAGCAGCCGAGUUGCUGCCGACGAAAUAAACUGCCACGAUUUCCCGACCCUUCAGGAAUCUCUCAAUACAACCAACCCAUUCUAUAAGUUUAUCGAGGGUCAAAAACCUGGUAAGUCCAAUGCAAACAAUACGAAUGCAUUAUCGAAACCGAAUCCCUGGUCUCGGGAAUUGAAAUUGAACGAAGUUCGUGUUCCGCUGGAAACACAUAUUCCGGUAAUCGGCCGGGGCCGAGGAACGCUGGUUAAUUUAGUUGCCGGACGCGGUACUAAAAUUAACCAAAUUAAUUUCGGAAAACUUAAAAAUUAG
Sabethes cyaneus is the source of this 1488-nucleotide messenger RNA. RefSeq names its product protein maelstrom homolog. The transcript has a single exon. Gene Ontology annotation, biological process: male meiotic nuclear division; negative regulation of DNA-templated transcription; piRNA processing. Gene Ontology annotation, molecular function: sequence-specific DNA binding. The coding region runs from base 1 to 1488 and encodes 495 amino acids. Lineage: Eukaryota; Metazoa; Arthropoda; Insecta; Diptera; Culicidae. The record is from RefSeq and is a predicted model, not a curated record. Gene Ontology annotation, cellular component: P granule; nucleus.